AUGGCCGGGCAAGCUUCUCCAUCACCUCGCAAACCACGGGCACGUAAGCCCAAGAAGAUUGUCGACAACGAUCAAGAGCAGACGGUGCUUGCAGUCCGCAAAAAUGAAGCUCUCGUGCGCGUUCCGACGUUUCCCCUUGCGGCUUUUCUCUGGCCCGCUCGCGGGUCUGCCACACAAUGGGAGACGCUCGCUCUCACUUUGCUCAUCGUUGGCGUCUUCAGAUGGGCUGCUGGCUUGUGGGGUUACUCGGGAUUCCACAAACCACCGUUGUUCGGAGACUACGAAGCGCAGAGACAUUGGAUGGAAGUGACCACGCAACUUCCCAUCUCGCAAUGGUACUUCCAUGACCUCGAGUGGUGGGGGCUUGACUACCCGCCUCUGACGGCUUACCACAGUUGGCUUUUGGGCAAGAUUGGCUCUCUCAUCAACCCGGCCUGGUUUGCUCUUUUCAGCUCCCGCGGCUCGGACGACCCUGUCCUCAAAAUUUUCAUGAGGGCCACCGUCCUUGUGUCUGAGUAUCUCAUCUACGUACCGGCGACUGUGGUUUUCGUGCGAAGAUUUGGGAGGCUUAGCGGCGUUGAUAGGUGGUCGAGCUCGGUGGCCCUGGUGGCUAUCCUUAUGCAGCCGGGCCUAAUCCUCAUCGAUCAUGUCCACUUCCAGUACAAUACGGUUAUGCUUGGCUUCGUCCUGGCAAGCAUGUCAAGCAUGUUGGCUGGCAGACUUCUCUGGGCCUCGGUUUUCUUCGUGGCCGCACUAGGCUUUAAGCAGAUGGCACUCUAUUACGCAUUUAGUGUCUUUGCUUUCCUUUUAGGCGCUUGCGUCUUUCCCAAAUUGAAUCUGCCUAGACUGCUUGCCAUCGCGGCUGUCACCGCGAUCUCGUUCGCCGUUCUGGUCUUGCCUCUGGUGAUCGGGGCCCUCUACGAUGCGCAACGCGGUAUCGACUCACGACCAGAUCUCGAUGGCCCACCUACACCUCUACCUAUAUUCUCGUUCCUAUCUGAGUAUUUGGACACAGACGCGGUGUACUAUCCAGUCGUCGAACAGAUGGUCCAGCUCAUUCACAGGGUCUUCCCUUUCGCUCGAGGGCUUUUCGAGGACAAAGUUGCCAACUUUUGGUGCGCCAUCAACGUCGUCUUCAAAUUGCGCAAAUACCCGGCUGCGCUUCUGCAAAAGGCAGCCCUGGGGGCUACACUCGCAGCCAUCAUUCCCCCAAACCUGGUCCUAUUCCUACGGCCCCGCAAGGUGCUACUGCCUUCGGCUUUCGCAGCGACUGCUUGGGGAUUUUUUCUCUUUAGUUAUCAGGUCCACGAAAAGAGCGUACUGCUUCCAUUAAUGCCAAUGACUAUAAUGCUAGCUGGCGGCAAUGGGCUGGCCCGGGAAGUAAGGGCAUGGGUUGGCUUUGCGAACAUCCUGGGCGCCUGGACAAUGUUCCCAUUGCUUCAGAGGGUUGACCUGAGGGUGCCCUACGUCGUGCUGACUCUGCUCUGGGCAUACCUACUCGGCCUCCCGCCGACCUCGACGAGCGUCUAUUUUGACGAGGAAGGGCCGGCAACGGCUGGUCAGUGGAUACUGUUCUUGGUGCAUGGAACUUUCUACCUGGCAAUGGCUGCGUGGCAUGUGGUUGAUCGCUUCUUCCUGCCUCCCAUUGGUAUGCCCGACCUGUGGGUUGUUGCCAAUGUCGGGCUGGGUGCAGUAGGGUUCGCGCUCUGCUACCUUUGGUGUAUGUGGAAGCUUUUAGUUGAUGCGGAUUUGAUACCAAAAUCAUGGUACAACACCAAGGCAAAAGUCAAGAAGGGCUAG
Messenger RNA from Pyricularia pennisetigena, 1800 nucleotides. RefSeq lists its product as uncharacterized. Bases 1 to 1800 code for a protein of 599 amino acids. The transcript has 2 exons. Gene Ontology annotation, biological process: protein N-linked glycosylation. The record is from RefSeq and is a predicted model, not a curated record. Gene Ontology annotation, cellular component: endoplasmic reticulum membrane. Lineage: Eukaryota; Fungi; Ascomycota; Sordariomycetes; Magnaporthales; Pyriculariaceae. Gene Ontology annotation, molecular function: dolichyl pyrophosphate Man9GlcNAc2 alpha-1,3-glucosyltransferase activity.